AUGGAAGCAACGGAGGAUCCAGAGCAGGAUAAACAAGUGGCGAUUAUUAUAUUCGUUAUGGCAAUAGCCGGGAUGUGUGUGAAUCUGUUCGUGCUGAUAUUCAUCCAGCAGAUCGACUCGAUCCGAAAGCCGUUCGUACAGACGAGUGUAUCGCAGAUGAUCGCUGAUUUCACGGUGCUGUUCACAUUCGCUGCUUAUGCGGCACCGAGGACGUUCUUUAAUGAUAUGGAAGUGUUGAAGAACACGACGUUGAAUCGCUUCAUGGGUCAGUUGAAUAUCACCGCCUAUGUGGCGUGUAUCUACACGCAUCUGCUGCGUAGCACGUGUCGAUUCAUGGCCAUUUCCCUGCCCAUCAGACAUUCCCGGAUAUUUACCCAGAGGAAUACGAUCGCUGCCCUGUUCUUGGUGUGGCUGUUCGCCGCUUUGCAGACUUUGAUUCAUUUUUUUGGUGGGUUUUCGGAGGGCUGUGCGUUCACCUACGUGGUGGAUCAAUACGGCUUCAUGUAUUCGGAUACGACGUGCGGUAUGGCCAUCAAACUGGUGAUCGAUUUUGCACAGUACUUGAUCGUGAUCCUAUUCGUA
Anisakis simplex (herring worm) is the source of this 582-nucleotide messenger RNA. Lineage: Eukaryota; Metazoa; Nematoda; Chromadorea; Rhabditida; Anisakidae. The record is from the annotation of a GenBank genome assembly.